Messenger RNA from Neltuma alba, 688 nucleotides. RefSeq names its product beta-mannosyltransferase 4. Gene Ontology annotation, cellular component: respiratory chain complex I. The coding region runs from base 74 to 328 and encodes 84 amino acids. The transcript is spliced from 3 exons. The record is from RefSeq and is a predicted model, not a curated record. NCBI's taxonomy places the organism in Eukaryota, Viridiplantae, Streptophyta, Magnoliopsida, Fabales, Fabaceae.
CAGAAUCAUUUUCCUGCGAAACCUUCGAGAGAGCAAGCAACCGGCAAACACAGAACAGGGAACGUUAUUGACGAUGAUGGCAAUGAGAUCUGUGCUGAAUCGAGGAUCGGUUACGCGUUCGAUGGAGUCAAGUCGGGGCGCAUUCACUCGCUACUUCAGCGACAAAGGCCGGAUUCUCAGUGAUGAAGAACAGGCCAAAGAGAACGUCUACAUCCAGAAAUGGGAGAGGGAAAGAUUGGAGAAACAGAGGGAAAAGGCUGAAAAGGAAAAGGCUGAGAAAGAGAAAGCAAAUACUGAUAAGAAACGUGAAGGGACUCAACAGGGCUGACUUUUUCAUCCAUCCAAGCUUUCAAAACCACCUUGAGAUGUAAUUAUGAUGAAUAAAGGACAUGCCUUAGCUCUCAGUGGGCUUUGUUCGUUUUAUGGGUUCUAGCUGUGUUUGUUUGAUGAUGCAGCAACCAUCUUAACUGUGUUUUAUUAUGAUAUGAUCCUGUACUUGUUUAUGUGUAACUGUACUGUUUGAUGCAUGCGUUCUUGUUUGGCCAACAUAACUCGGAAGUGUUCAAGCGCAAUUUACUGAAGGAACUAACUUUAGAAGUGAUGUAGCACAUGAACACAGCCUUUCAGACCAUCGUCGGUCGCUUGAUUUUGCAACACGAUGUGCAAUUUCCCCUGGCCCCACCUUUAA